AUGCCGAAGCAAGCAUGCGAUUCAUGCAGACAACGGAAGGUCAAGUGCGAUCAGCUGUCGCCAACGUGCUCUCCUUGUCAGCUAUCUAGUCUACUUUGUAGCUAUUACAAGCCACGCCGGAAAAGGGGGCCGAAACCAAGACAUCAGUCUCUGGAGUCAGUGGGAUCUCGUCAGACUGUGCAGCCCGGUGACGGAAUUCCACGCUCCUUAGCGACUCCAGAGAGCCCUGUCCCAGCCGAGGAUGCAAGCCGGGGAAACGAGUCUGGUUCCGCCAGUGCUCUUAACAAUCCAGUUGCUCUCUGCCAUCAAGCUCUGCUUUCAGCAUUAGCAGCUGAAGGCAUCACACCCCAUGAAACUGUCGAGGCCUGUAUAAACAUCUACAUGCAAUCUGUGUUUCCUCUCCUUCCGGUGGUCUGCGAGCCCACUCUUCGCUCGCACACAUCGUUGAUUCUGCCUUCUGUCAUGGCUGGGGUAACACAUUCCCAAUCUGGCUGGACACCAGAGUCGAUCGCUCUAAUCCGGUUAUAUUCACUGACAAUAUCGCUAUGCGCGCUCGUUUCCCACAUUCACCCCUGUAUAAGGUACCCUCAAGACGACACUAUUCCUUCCCGGUUCCUGGAAUUAUCGCAAGCAACGCUUCGGGCUUUCGCAGACUACGAUAUCACGCACCCAACAGCGACCUCGCUUGCGAUACGCAUCUUCCAAGCCUCAUGCUAUCAAAUGACAGGAAAUUCGUGCUUGUCAUGGCACAAAGUGGACGAAGCUGUCCGAUUAGCGAUCCAAAUGCAACUUCACGACGAGAAAUCGUACGAAGGUCUGGAUUUCGUUGAAGCGACGCUGCGACGCAACGCACUCAGAUACUUGUACUCGCUCGACCGGUCAAAUUCCUUGCUAAAUGGCAAAAAGCAAAACCUGAACGAAUUGCGUUUGCAGAGCUUUGUCACCACUUGUUUCGAUUUCGAUGAGCGCAUAUCGUUGCUUGAUCAAAAUCGACCAGAGAAUGAAGGCUGCUUUGAGAGACACCUCAUGAUGGGAUUUCAAAAAAACUAUGAGCUUUGGAAACAUGGGUUUGGCAUUCUGUUUGACCUGGAUCUUUUCUUGUCUGCAAACUCUCGGGCAUCUGGCGGCCGAACUCUAGAUAUUGCACAGAUGGGCAGUCUAAAGCAGGCACUUUUGCGCUUUUCUAGUAUCCUCGAUGAUGUACCGGAAUUCAUUAUGUCACCACCGACGAUCUGCAACCCUGACAGACUGCGCGAGACGCAUCAAAGACUCGCAUUCUGGAUUCAAAAGUCCAACAUCAUGCUCUCAUAUUAUUUUCUGCAACUAUUCGUUCUCAAUCGCUUUGCAGCUGCUGAACUUCUUAGUCUAUUGUGGUUGAGUAAUGACCGAUUGUCGAUUGACUGGAAAAAAACAGACAUCGCGCAUGAGGUGCUCAACUUGAUGAAAGCCGUUCCUCUCCGAGCGCUCCAUGCGAAUGGCGAGCCUGGGGCCGAGAAGCUCCGAUACAUCUGUGCUACUCUCCUUGAGGUGAUGCAAGGGCAAGAAUCGAUUCAGGGCAAAGAAACACUUCUUUGGGUUGCUGGAUUAUUUGUCGAGGCUAAACUCGCGAGUGUCUGA
Messenger RNA from Clonostachys solani, 1617 nucleotides. The record is from the annotation of a GenBank genome assembly. NCBI's taxonomy places the organism in Eukaryota, Fungi, Ascomycota, Sordariomycetes, Hypocreales, Bionectriaceae.